AUGGCAUUGUUAAUCGAGCAUCUCGAGAAACGCAAUGUUGAGCUUCAACGUAUUAACAGCGAGGGUACGGCAUUAAUGGAGCAGACACUUAAAAGAAAAUACGUCAAUUGGUUUAAUGCAGCACUACUUCAACUUGAACACAUCGAGCCCGGAUCUCAAGAUGUAUUUGGUCCAUCAAUACUAGAGGGUCUUUCGCAAUUACGUACUCUUUAUUAUCACCAAUCAGCUUAA
Acanthocheilonema viteae is the source of this 231-nucleotide messenger RNA. The record is from the annotation of a GenBank genome assembly. NCBI's taxonomy places the organism in Eukaryota, Metazoa, Nematoda, Chromadorea, Rhabditida, Onchocercidae.